AUGGCCUCUUCACAGCUCGUUAGAGAUGAUAUUGUUCAGACCAUUGUCGCCCACCACCACGGACUGCCUCUGUUGCCACAACCAAGUAACGACGAUAGAGAUCCGUUGCGAUGGCCACGCAAGUUGAAACUAGCGGCAUUUGCUGCUACAGCUUUCUUCAACUUUACGGGAAACUUCGCAAGCUCUGGCCUUUCUGUCGCUAUACCAGUACUUCAGGCACAAUUUCAAAAGUCGCCUAAUCAGAUCAAUAGCCUUCUUACUUAUAAUUUCCUCCUUCUGGGUAUUGGUAACCUUGUCUGGGUGCCGCUAGGUGUCAAGUAUGGUAAACGGGCUUCACUACUCCUCGCGAUGCUGAUGCUCUUUGUUGUUCUCAUUACAACAGCCAAGAUGACAACUUACACCGGACUGUUGGCUGCAAGAUGUUUGUCUGGCUUCGCCGCCGCCGCCGGUGAGAGUAUCGUCCCUGGCAUAGUCUCGGAUAUAUUUUUUCUUCAUGAACGCGCUGCCAUGAUGUCUGGGUACACGAUUCUCGUGUCAAUAGCGACAGCUGUAGGUCCGCUGGUUGCUGCAUUCAUUGUGCAGUAUAGCCCUGGCAGUUGGGUUGACUACGUGUGGGUUUGUGCAGCCUUGGCCGGGGCGAAUUUGGUGGCCAUUUACCUUCUCUAUCCUGAAUCCAACUUCAUCAGACCAGAGACGCCUUUUCAUACUGUUCAUCCCAAUUCCCAUCAUAGAGGAGAUCCGGAAGCAGAAAAGGCAACUACCGUCAGAAUGGAAACCGUCAAUCGACACUACAUCAACAUCGUCCCCAAGCCGUGGCUGAGCAUAUGGACCAGUAUCGUCACAAUCAAUCAUGACACAGGACUUUUCGCCGUAACCCUUCGUCCUUUGAUGAUGCUACUAAGCCCCAGCAUUCUGUUUUCCGUAUUUGUAUAUGGAACUUCUCUUGCGGCUCAGAUUAUUCUCAUUUUCGCUUUUCCAAGUUUCCUCCAAUCCCCACCGUACCUGUUCUCGCCCAUUGGAGUAGGUUUAAUGGAGAUCUCCGCAAUCAUCGGCUUCUUAAUGGGCUGCUUCAUGGGUGGAUAUGUUGCUGACCUGAUCACCGCAGCUGUGAUUCGACGGCAAGAUGGAGCUGUGUAUUCAGAGCAGCGCCUUAUAUCCCUUAUGCCUGGUGGAUUCAUUGCACCAGCCGGAUGCAUUCUGAUAGCCUUUGCAUGCUCGGAAAAGCUGCACUGGGUUGCUAUUGCUUUCGGCUUCGGAAUGGUAUCGUUCGGGACCGUUUAUGCGCCAAACAUUGUGAUCACCUAUGUAGUAGAAAGUCACCACAAAUUUGCUACUGAAAGCCUGGUGACGAUUAAUAUUUUUAAGAACCUAGUUGCUUUCCUAUUUUUGUUUACCGCCACUGACUGGAUUGCUGCGCAGGGAUGGGUGCAGGUCUACAUGAUCAUGUUUAUGUUGGUUUCAGUUGGUACCCUUUUGGCAAUCCCGUUCUACCUCUUUGGUGCAAAAUGGAGAGGGGAGUAUAAGCACGGUGACAUCAACGGCUAG
Messenger RNA from Bipolaris oryzae ATCC 44560, 1545 nucleotides. RefSeq lists its product as uncharacterized. The record is from RefSeq and is a predicted model, not a curated record. Gene Ontology annotation, biological process: transmembrane transport. The transcript has 6 exons. The coding region runs from base 1 to 1545 and encodes 514 amino acids. Lineage: Eukaryota; Fungi; Ascomycota; Dothideomycetes; Pleosporales; Pleosporaceae. Gene Ontology annotation, molecular function: transmembrane transporter activity.